GCAUCCAGCCCGCUUUCCAUAUUCAUCAUCGGAUAGUCUGCAACAUUCUCAAUUGGGUACUUCAGAUGAUAAUGAGAGUAAUUUUGUCGAAAUUGAUGAUCAGGUAUAUAUAUUUCAGGCACAUCGAACAGGUGAGGAGAAAAUACAUUUGCAAAAGCCGAAGCCGAAAGAUUUCCUUGGAAAGGCGAAAUAUUAUUACGACAAAUAUAAAUUACGACACGUUGCACCAUUUUUUUUAUUGACAAUAUAUUCAUUAUUAGGCGCGACACUGUUCUGUUGGGUGGAACAGGAACAUGAACAGGAACUUAUCAG
Molecule: messenger RNA, 312 nt
Organism: Acanthocheilonema viteae
Lineage: Eukaryota; Metazoa; Nematoda; Chromadorea; Rhabditida; Onchocercidae
Source: the annotation of a GenBank genome assembly